Komagataella phaffii GS115 is the source of this 279-nucleotide messenger RNA. RefSeq lists its product as hypothetical. The transcript is spliced from 2 exons. Bases 1 to 279 code for a protein of 92 amino acids. NCBI's taxonomy places the organism in Eukaryota, Fungi, Ascomycota, Pichiomycetes, Pichiales, Pichiaceae. The record is from RefSeq and is a predicted model, not a curated record.
AUGGUUGACCACGUAAGAUCCCCAAACGUCUCGUUUGAUGACAUUGACUACAACAACUCUCAGGAUCUGCAUAACGCGCAAGAAUCUCUCCUUAGGGAGCAAUGGAUAAGAGUGUCAGCUUUAAAGGUGUGCAGAAAGGCCUUGGAAUCAUGUUACAAAACUUCAGGACCCAACCACUACGAAGAUUGCAGAGAAAUUGCGGAGAAAUACUUGAACAUGCUCCCUGACCACAGAAUCCAGGGAUUUUUGGGUUACCAAAAGAACGAUCCAAGCAAAUAG